Cladocopium goreaui is the source of this 554-nucleotide messenger RNA. The record is from the annotation of a GenBank genome assembly. NCBI's taxonomy places the organism in Eukaryota, Dinophyceae, Suessiales, Symbiodiniaceae.
AUGUCGACCCGGAGGUACGUCUGCGCGCCCAAUUUCUGGGAGGACUUGCGCAGCACCCUGCAGGCCAUCGAGCAGCGUCGCGAUGAACGCGGCAAACUGAAAGCCCAGCAGUUGCUGAAGCAGAUCGCCCGUUUGGAAGUGAAGUUCUGGGCAAAGGCCAGUGUGGCUAUGCUGAAAGAACUUGAUGCGGAAUCGCGGCUGGAGAGAAUCGUGGACUGGCUGCAGACCUUCGGUGAUGGGGACUCGGAAGACAGCUCCUCGGGGCCAGCAGUGCUGUUUCAGGUUUUGAGUGAUGUCACCCUGCAGAAGGAUUUUGAGGCUCCUCAGAGAGAAGCUCUUUCUGCAGCAGUGCGAGACAAUCUUCCAAAAUUUCCGGUCGAAAUGCAGGCGCUGUUGGAGCGCGUGGGCAGCGUGACCGAACCACGAUCCUUUGCAGUUCCAGACUGGCGGAGGAGGCAUCAGCCAACGCAGCUGGAUGCUCCCACCUUGGGUCCUGGGGCGAAGCUAUUAUUUGGUGUGGGGCCACAGGAUGAGCUGGGUGAUGCACAGGUACC